Messenger RNA from Pleuronectes platessa (European plaice), 4965 nucleotides. RefSeq names its product zinc fingers and homeoboxes protein 1. The record is from RefSeq and is a predicted model, not a curated record. Bases 278 to 3181 code for a protein of 967 amino acids. The transcript has 8 exons. Gene Ontology annotation, molecular function: DNA-binding transcription factor activity, RNA polymerase II-specific; DNA binding. Gene Ontology annotation, cellular component: nucleus. Gene Ontology annotation, biological process: regulation of transcription by RNA polymerase II. NCBI's taxonomy places the organism in Eukaryota, Metazoa, Chordata, Actinopteri, Pleuronectiformes, Pleuronectidae.
GUCGGGCGCUUCCCCGGCCGUGAGAGCGGCUCAGCGUGCGGCUGCAGCCGAUGGGCUCCUCGGUGUAUUUGGGUAAAAAAGACGGAAGACUGCGCGUCAACAGAGCGAAGCGGCGAUGCUAACAUGCUAACCUGCUAACUGGUCCAAGCAACAUGUCGAACCGGAGCCGAUUGGCCAGGAAAUAGAAAACAGACGUUUCGCCUGACGAGCUCCUGAUGGAGACGCCACCGGACGCCGUCCAGUGAGACCGACAGAAGAGAACCCUCUGAACCUCAGGAUGGCGAGCAGGAGGAAGUCCACCACCCCCUGCAUGGUUCCUCCCAGAGAGGCCGUGGACUCGGACCAGGAGAUGGAGGAAGUCCCGGACGAGACAGACGGGGAAGCGGAGGACAGUAAUGGCGUGGGGACCGUGUCCGCGGAGGUUUGCGACCUGUCGGCCGAGCGAGGGGGCGGGGCCGACGUCCAGGUGUCAGACCCCUACCUGGACCUGAACAUGGCCGAGGGAGGAUACGAGUGUAAAUACUGCAGCUUCCAGACGUCGGAGCUGAACCUGUUCACCAUGCACGUGGACACGGAGCAUCCGGACGUGGUCCUCAACACCUCCUACGUCUGCAUGGAGUGUGACUACCACACCAAGAGUUACGACACGCUGCUGGCCCACAAUGCCCGGCUGCACCCGGGUGAGGACAACUUCACCCGGACGAUGGUGAAGAGGAGCAACGAGACCGUCUUCCAGCAGACGGUCAACGACCUCACCUUCGACGGCAGCUUCGUCAAAGUGGAGGACGACGAGGAGACGUCCCACAAGAGCAUCGCCCUCAGCAAGACGCCCAUCAUGAGAAUCAAGAGCCGCCCGGAGCCCAAGAAGUUCACUGCUUCACACAAAAUGGCCACGGACGACAUCAUCAAGGUGGAGAGCGACGAAGAGGACGAGGAGAACAAGGAGCCGCCCACUCUGUCCCCCGCCCCGAUGACCCCUGCCGCCGCCCUGACCUCUUGCCUCAUCCCCAUCUCCUCGCCGCUGCAGGUCCAGGCCGUCCCGCAGAGCAUCGUGGUCAGCAGCUCCAACCUGCUGCACUUUAAGAGCAGCUCUGCCGGUGGCGGCGCCGUGCUGCCCCCGGGGACGCUGGCCCAGGUUCUGUCGGCGCUGCAGCAGCAGCACAGCGCUCAGACCCAGACUCAGCUGCUCAUCCCCAUCAGCAGCAUCCCCACCUACAACACGGCCAUGGACAACAACGUCCUGCUGGUCAGCGCCUACAACCGGUUCCCGUACCCGUCCGUCUCUGAGAUCAUGGGCCUGUCGUCUCAGACCAAGUUCAGUGAGGAGCAGAUCAAGGUCUGGUUCUCUGCUCAGAGGCUGAAGCACGGAGUCAGCUGGACGCCGGAGGAGGUGGAGGAGGCGCGGAGGAAGAAGUUCAACGGCACGGUGCAGCCCGGCCCUCAGACCAUCACCGUGAUCCCCGCCAGCAUCUCCGCUGCCACCAACGGGCUGCAGUCCAUCUUCCAGACGUGUCAGAUCGUGGGACAGCCGGGCCUCAUCCUCACUCAGGUGGCCGGCAACGGCAGCAACCUGCCCGCUGCCCCCCCCCUCACCCUGACGGUGGCCGGUGUCCCCGGCAACCAGCCAAAAGCUGCCGAACCACCGGCGUCGGAGUCGAAGACGGAGACGUCGGUGUCCUCGGCCAGUUGUGACGCGGCGGGGACGAAACCGAAGAAGUCGAAGGAGCAGCUGGCCGAGCUGAAGAACAGCUACGGCAGGAGGCAGUUUGCCACGGAGGCGGAGAUCUCUCGGCUCAUGCAGGUCACCAAACUCUCCAAACGGGCGAUCAAGAAGUGGUUCAGCGACACGCGGUACAACCAGAGGAACUCCAAGGAUCACCAGGGCGUGCCGCUGGGGGAGGCGGUGCCCGGCAGGGCGGCGUCAGCCGGGGGGGGCAGAGCAGGGAGGAGCAGCAGCGGGAGUCUGAACGACAGCAGCUACAGCGACCACGCCUCCACCACCAUCGUUAUCGACUCCAGCGACGACGCCAGCGACUCCUCCCCGACCUCCGCCAGCGCCCCGGGCUCCUCCGGUCCACCCAGCGCCCCCCGGGUCAAGUUCCGACACGCCUUCCCUGACUUCACGCCACAGAAGUUCAAGGAGAAGACGCCGGAGCAGCUGCUCCUCCUGGAGGCCAGCUUCCAGGAGCUAGACACGCCCUCGGACGAGGAGCUGAGCCGGCUGCGAGCAGAGACCAAGCUGACGAGGCGCGAGGUCGACGCCUGGUUCACCGAGAGGCGCAAAGUGCCGCCGGCCGCCAAAGAUGGCGACAGCGAUGGAGACGAAGAGAAGGUUAAACCGGCCUCGGCUCAGGAGAGGCACACGACUCCUCCCGGUGGCAGGAAGCUGGUGAAGAAGACGCCGGAGCAGCUCCACAUCCUGAAGAAAGCGUUUGUCCGCACGCAGUGGCCGACGGCCGAGGAGUACGACCAGAUGACGGAGGACAGCCGCCUGCCGAGGCCCUACAUCGUCAACUGGUUCGGAGACACGCGCUACGCCUGCAAGAACAGCAACCUGAAGUGGUACUACCUCUACCAGAGCGGCAAGGAGGACGAGGCUCUGAACGGCGGCGCCAAGAAGAAGCCGAGGAAGCGUUACCGAGGUUGGUCCAGGAGGACGCGCCGGCCGUACCCCUGCAAAGCUUCCCCACAAGGGGGCGCCACCGCCAUCAAGGUGAAGUCCGGCAGAGCGUUUCUGAAGGACUACUUCCUCCGACACCGAGCGCUGAGUGAGAAGGACCUGGACGACCUGGUGACCAAGUCCAGCAUGAGCUACGAGCACGUGAGGGACUGGUUCUCCUCCACCGCCAGGCGGGUGGAGGAGGGCAAGGAGCCGUUCAGUGACCAGGAGGCUGAAGAGGAGGAGGCAGAGGGGGAGGAAGGGGAAGGGGAAGAGGAGGAGGACGAGGAAGGGGAAGAGGAGGAGGAGGACGAGGCUGCGAACGCAGAAGAGCACGGAUGCAGCGAGGAAGAGAUGGAGGUGAAAGAACAAGGAGAGGAGGCCUCAGAUGACUACUGCAAGGAGGAAGAAGAGGAGGAGGAGGAAGAGGCAGAGUUGGAGGAGGAGAUCCAGGAUGAGGAGAUCCAGGAGGAAGCAGGAGAAGUCAGCCAAUCACAGCCUCAGGCCGAGGAGCAGACAUGAGCCUGCAGAAUAAACAUCCCCCCCCCCCCCCCAAGAGACUCUGAGAGAGGUCAGUGAUUCUCAGCCGGCGGCUCGGGACCCAAAGACGCCGCAGGAAGCUCCGACAGAUCACGUGACCCUGAUCACACAGAUCACGUGACCCUGAUCACACAGAUCACGUGACCCUGAUCACACAGAUCACGUGACCCGUCCACUGGAUCUUUGGGUCCUGAUGAAGCUGAGAAGCACUGAGACACGAGAGGAGCUCAAGGACCUGGUUUGUUUUGAAGCUCUGUGGGGACCAGCUCCAGGUCCAAGAGGCUUCUCACCGAGCGGCGGCGCCACCAGAGGAAGUUCCUGCUCUGCUCUGCUCACAAGCCUUUUACUCUGGUGAGAUGACGGGCCUUUGUUUUGGCCUCUACGUCAUUUUUCUUAAUAAAUAAAAAGCGUUUUAAGGUAAACUUUGUAUAAAGGAUAAAAACAUCCAGGACAUUUCUGAGGUGAGACCUCGGUGGUUCUGUCGUUGUCCAACAUCCUGAUCUCAGAGUCUUCGAGAGAAACGGGUUUGAAACCACGACCGUCUGAACCAGUGCCAUUCUGUUAAUAACUUUAAAAAAAAGUGCUGGAAUAAGUUCCACGUUUUAACUUUUAUAUUUUUUCAAGUGAUUUGUUACAAGUCUGAUCUUUGAUGGAACCUGAUUCCGUUGUGCGACUGUUUUUAAGUUCUUGGAGAACCGGGAUCAUUUCCAUGUUGGCAGGUGUUCGGGUCCGUUCACUUUCAAGGACGUCGAUUCAAAUUUCACCUCCAAACACAAACCUCAUAAAUCAUAAACACGAGAUAAAACAGAACUUCUAGAAUCCACCGCUAAGCGCCACGGACUGAAAUGAUCCCACUGAGGAAACGUGAAUCACAAACUAAAAGCUUCAUGCAACACAACAGAAAUUAUGUUUAUUAAAUCUUUGUUUAGAUUUUCAGAAAACAUUAUAAUCAUGGAUUCACGUCCUGGUCUCGGUGGUCGUGAGCUCAGUUCUUCACUUGAUCGACUUCAAAGGGAUUUGAACCCACACACUGUUUGUAUCCUCGUCCAAAAAAGAAAUAAAGUUUAUAAAGAGAAGCGAAGGAAUGUUUGCUCUACUUCAGGAAACUUUACCUCAGAGAGUCGAGAGAACUCAGAUUGUGACAUUUACACUUUACCACAGUUUAUAAAAAAUACUGAAUGCAUGAAAAUACCAGGAGGCAAUAUUAUUAUUAUGUCUUUUCCGAUGGCGUUUAUUUGUCCUCGCCAAAGUAAGAGGAUCACGUGAAAGAGAGAAGAGGAGACGUUCAGUUAUCGGAGCCAGUACGGGUGAAACGUGUCAAUAACUAAUAACAAUAACUUUCAGGUUUUCCACAAGAAUCACAGACGAUAUUUUAAGAAACAUGAAAACACAAGCACUUGGCUCGGUGCCGAACUUUUUAACUUUUCAUACGUGUGGGGGAAAAAGUGGAGAAGGAAGCUUCUCAGCUCCUCCUGUGGAUCCGAGCAGGAGGAGCUGAGAUCAUGUGACCCUCACAGAACAAUCAGCGGGGGGGCGGGGGGGGCUGAUGAACCAACAACUCAGUUUGUUUUUAUCAAUAUUUCUCCAGACGCGGGAUCUUUAUGCGAGAUGUGUGAUUUUCAAAGUUAAUUCUUUCUACCCUUUCUAUAAAUCGCUUUAAUAGACAACAGCUGUUAGUAGAUAAUUUAUUUAUUAUAUCUGGUUUUCAUGAAUAUCUUAUUUUCUUUUUGUCUGCAAGCAAAAUAAAUAAAAAGUGAAAAACCUGA